Lathyrus sativus (Indian pea) is the source of this 969-nucleotide messenger RNA. Lineage: Eukaryota; Viridiplantae; Streptophyta; Magnoliopsida; Fabales; Fabaceae. The record is from the annotation of a GenBank genome assembly.
AUGGAAGGAUUAACAACUGGGUCGAAUGAAAGGAACGAACUUGUUCGAGUUAGUCAUGCUUCUGAUUCUGGGUCUAAACCUGUGAAGAAUUUGAACGGUCAAUUUUGUCAAAUAUGUGGCGAUACUGUUGGAUUAGCAGCCACAGGCGAUGUCUUUGUUGCUUGCCACGAGUGUGCCUUCCCACUAUGUCAUCCUUGUUACGAAUACGAAAUAAAAAAUGUGAGCCAAUUAUGUCCACAAUGCAAGACUAGAUACAAAACUCACAAAGACGGUCCUCGAGUGAAGGGAGACGACGAUGAAGAUGAUGUCAGUGGUAGACGGAAUGAAGGGAAGUAUGGUCCAGGAAAUAAUUCCAAGACGGGAUGGCAAUGGGAUGAAGAUGCUGACCUCUCUUCAUCUUCUGGACAUGAUUCUCAAUUACAAAAUCCCCAUCUCACUAAUGGACAGCUGAUGUCUGGUGAGAUUGCGUGUGCAACAUCCGAUACUCAAUCUGCACAAACCACAUCAGGUCCUUUGGGUCAAUCUGGAAUCGUUCACUCACGUCCCUAUGUUGAUCAAAAGCAACCAGGUCUCGAGAGUGAUGAGGAGAUCAGACGAGUGCCAGAUAUGGGAGGUGAAUCUGCCGGAACUUCAGCCUCUCGGAAAGGCACUGGUUCAACUGCUGGUCCCGAACGUGCUCAAGGGACUGGAGAGGGUCAGAAAAAGAGAGGGAGAAGCCCAGCUGACAAAGAAAGCAAACGACUGAAGAGGCUGCUGAGGAACAGAGUUUCUGCUCAGCAAGCAAGGGAGAGGAAAAAGGCGUACUUAAGUGAUUUGGAAACAAGAGUCAAUGACUUGGAGAAGAAGAAUUCAGAGCUUAAAGAAAAACUUUCAACUUUGCAAAAUGAGAAUCAAAUGCUAAGACAAAUAUUGAAGAACACGACAGCAAGCAGGAGAGGAGGCAAUAGUGGUACCAACAAUGCUGAAUGA